Molecule: messenger RNA, 569 nt
Organism: Sciurus carolinensis (gray squirrel)
Lineage: Eukaryota; Metazoa; Chordata; Mammalia; Rodentia; Sciuridae
Product: cytochrome c, somatic-like
Exons: 1
Coding region: 74-391 (105 amino acids)
Biological process (GO): mitochondrial electron transport, cytochrome c to oxygen; mitochondrial electron transport, ubiquinol to cytochrome c
Cellular component (GO): mitochondrial intermembrane space
Molecular function (GO): electron transfer activity; heme binding
Source: RefSeq, a predicted model, not a curated record
AGUGGAGAGAGUGGGACGCCCGGCUUCUGAGCGGGAAACUUCUUUGCACUAGCGACGAAAAAACGAAUUAAAAAUGGGUGAUGUUGAGAAAGGCAAGAAGAUCUUUGUUCAGAAGUGUGCCCAGUGCCACACUGUGGAAAAGGGAGGCAAACACAAGACUGGGCCAAAUCUCCAUGGACUGUUUGGGCGGAAGACAGGUCAGGCUGCUGGAUUCUCUUACACAGAUGCCAACAAGAACAAAGGCAUCACCUGGGGAGAGGAUACACUGAUGGAGUAUUUGGAGAAUCCCCAAAAGUACAUCCCUGGAACAAAAAUGAUCUUCGCUGGCAUUAAGAAGAAGGGAGAAAGGGCAGACUUAAUAGCUUACCUCAAAAAAGCUACUAAUGAGUAAUAGCCACUGCCUUAUUUAUUACCAAACAAAUGUCUCAUGACUUUUUUAUGUGUACCAUAAUUUAAGUGAUGUGAUACACCAGAAUUCAGAUCAUGAAUGACUGACAAAAUUAUUUUUGUUGGACAGUCCUGAUAUAAGUAAAAUUGACUUGUAGUUAAAUUAAUAUUUUGGUUAUACU